GCUGCAGAUAUGCCAGACCUCUUGUGGGGAGAAGCAUUUCAAUUUUCAGUUGAUGUCGGCAAUAUUUGUGCUACAACUGCGGAGGGUGGAGGCACACCCUACUUCCGGCGGUUCGGUGACCGGCCGGAUCUGCGCAAGUCGAAGCUGGAGAAUCCUGGCAAACCUGGAUUGUUCAUGGGAUACGCCAAGCAUUCUGAGUGCUAUCGGGGCUUGAGUCUGGUGACUGGCAAUCUACAGGAAGUUCGUUCUGUGGAGUUCCAGGAGGGAUGGACUGUUGGGCGUAGCUACGUGGAGCGUGUGCUCAAGAACAGAUAC
Messenger RNA from Phytophthora sojae, 315 nucleotides. RefSeq lists its product as hypothetical. The record is from RefSeq and is a predicted model, not a curated record. Lineage: Eukaryota; Oomycota; Peronosporomycetes; Peronosporales; Peronosporaceae. The annotation marks the transcript as partial. The transcript has 2 exons.